AUGCGCCUUUUGUCGUGUGUUUUGGCGCUCUGCUGCGGGUCCCUGUGCGUGAGUUUGGCGCCCGCGGUGGAGUUUAACGUGGAGGAUGUCGCAAAGACAGCGGACUUUCAGAGGGAUGACGAGCGCGCACGAAGUUUGGGGCCAAGAAAGUCGUCGCAGAUCAGCCCAAUGUGGCGACGCAGAAGUGUGAAUGGAGAGGACGCCUGUGUAACUUUAGAGGACGCGGAUUCUGUGCUGCAGAACAACACGCACACGUUCACAUUCAAGGUGAGGACCAUGGGCUCCCUGUCGCUGGCCUGGGUGGGAGAUGGAUCAGGGGUCUUGCUGGUGCUAACCACGUUUCAUGUCCCUUUGUUCAUGCUGCGUUUGGGACAGUCCAACCUCUACAGAAGUGAAGAUUAUGGAAAAACAUUCAAAGACGUCACUCACCUCAUUAACCACACGUUCAUACAGACGGAGUUUGGGAUCGCCAUCAGUCCCGACCACUCCGGCAAAGUGAUUUUAACCGGAGACGUUGCGGAUCUUGGCAAAGUCUACAGAUCGCAUAACUUCGGUCUCCACUUUGAGGCCAGUGACCUUCCCUUCGAGCCUCUCAUCCAGAUGCUGUUCAACCCCGAAGACUGCAACGUCCUCCUGACUCUCAGCAUCACGUUGGACCUAUGGUUGUCUGAGGACUUUGGCGCCACCUGGAGGAAGAUCCAUGACAGUGUUUGUUUGGUGCGAUGGGGUCCAAACAACAACAUUUUCUUCACCACAAAUUAUAAUGGAUCAUGCAACGACAAAGGGAGGCUGGAGUUGCGGCGGUCGUCUGAUUACGGCAGUAGUUUCAAAACCGUGGCCUCCAGAGUUUACUCCUUCGUUCUGGGCGGACGCUUCGUGUUUGCCUCGAUAAUGACUGGUUCAGGCACCGAGCGGACAAUCCAUGUGUCUGUGGACGGAGGUGAGCUGUGGAACUCUGCUCAGCUGCCCACGGUCAACCAAGAGCAGUUCUACUCCAUCCUCUCAGCCAAUCAGCAGCUGGUAUUCAUGCACGUGGACGACCCUGGAGACUCUGGAGUGGGGACGGUCUACGUAUCUGACGACAGAGGGACAGUGUUCUCCAAGUCUCUAGAGCGCCACCUGUACACGACCACCGGAAGUGACACCGAUUUCACUGUGGUGUCUUCACUCAGAGGAGUCUACAUGACCAGCGUCCUCACAGAAGAUGGAUCGGUGCAGACGGUGAUCACGUUCGACCAGGGCGCACGCUGGCAGCCGCUGCGGAGCCCAGAGAACUGUGACUCCGACACCAACAGACCUCACGGGAUCUAA
Knipowitschia caucasica is the source of this 1311-nucleotide messenger RNA. Lineage: Eukaryota; Metazoa; Chordata; Actinopteri; Gobiiformes; Gobiidae. The record is from the annotation of a GenBank genome assembly.